Frankliniella occidentalis (western flower thrips) is the source of this 3929-nucleotide messenger RNA. RefSeq lists its product as uncharacterized. Lineage: Eukaryota; Metazoa; Arthropoda; Insecta; Thysanoptera; Thripidae. The transcript is spliced from 7 exons. The record is from RefSeq and is a predicted model, not a curated record. Bases 810 to 3626 code for a protein of 938 amino acids.
AUUGGGUGCAGAACCUCUUUUCUUCCAGUGAAAGUCAUUCAGGCAAUAGUGUAUCUAACAAAUGAAAAACUUCAAGAGAGAGUUCAGCUACUCACUGCCGCCAUGGUGGGCCGAAGCAAUAUCAAAAAUUAUUGCCUGCGAAUGAAGAAAGAAGAUGAGGAGGUCCAGAAGACAAUGUUUCCUGAUGACUUCAUUCUUUCCAUAAAAAAUUUGAUUAACCAUGGUAUUGUUAAAACAAGUGCACCAGGCAGUGAAAUAAUUCUCUUCAGUGAAUCUGAUAUCAGGGACAAACUAAGGAAAGUCUUGCACAAGUCUCGAGUCCAGUAAUCCUCGCUAGCAGUAAUCAAAUCAAAUUAAAUCUUGAAAGGAAUUAGUUACAAGAUUAAAUGGUUUCUUUUGAAUCAGCAAAUUAUAGGUUAUUGUUCCAAAAUGAACUCUAAGCCCUAAAAUCUUUAUUUUUUAAACUGUAACAAGCAAUGAAAAUGAGUUUUCAGUUAAAUAAAAUCAAUUAUUCACAUUACAAGAGUCUCACUGCAUAAUCCUGCAAGUUAUCACUCCAAACAUUUACAAUAAACCCCACCAACACAAAAACAGUCCGCUGGCAUUUUGCUUUUACGCGUCUUCUGCUUUCUGGCUGCUACCGAUGCCGUUUGUCGUUUGUCGUACCGGCCAAAGGAGAAUUUUUUUGACUAUGUACAUGUACAACGACUAACGACUGAAUGCACCCUAGUGGUGCAGUUGUUGUAAGCGUGAGCUCGCGUUCUCGUGGAACUCAUUACCUGAAAUCCUAUUUCUUCUAAUGUUCAGCCAUGAGCUGUUCAGGACAAGGCUCUAAAGAUGGUAAUAACCCGAAUUCGAGCAAGCGGUCACUAGCAACUACGUACCGCCGAAUAACCAAGAAAAAAAAGGACAUAAUUGAUGCUCUGGCUUCUGGAGAGAGUUUAGUUGUCGCAGUUCCUGUGGCAGAACCACCUGAUGCUCAGAUACAUGCUGCUGUUGAGCGAGAGGUGCUCAACCAACAGGAUCCACCCAUUGAAAUGAGUGUGCCAGAAGACAAUCAACAGGUUUUGUCAGGAUCACUGGCCAAGAAGGAACUUACAGUGCAAGAAAGCCGAAAGGAUCUGACAGGUCAAAUGGAUGUUGUGCCUGAGAACAACUCAGUGGAUAACAUUGUAGAGGAACAGCAGGAUACUUCAUCAUCAUGUUCAGGCCACUCUUUACUAUCAGAAACCAAUGAACCUUUCUUUCAAGAAAGUGAAUCAGAAGAUAAUGGAACAGGACCUGAGGGUUACGAUCCUGAUGACCCUGAUGAGCCGCAUAACUCAGAGAGCAGUGGUGUUGAAGAUAGUGAUAGUGAUGAAGAUGAUAACGAUGAAGAUCUCUUUUCUUUUGAUAACCAGUCAUUGGAUCAAAGAGUGGUGCUCAUUAACAAUCCAUCCAUCAGAGAAAUUUUGUUGCUUGACUUGGCACAGAUGAUUCGCCACAAGUUCACUUACGAAGCUCUUAUCAAUGGCUUUGAAAACAAGAAUGCUCUUUUUGGACGCAAGUUCUUCCCAACCUCCAAGAAAGAACUUUGGAGAGUUCUUGGUAGGAAAAAUUCAGGUAUAGUCUACCAUGCAUAUUGCGAUAAGUGGGGACAGUAUAUCUGCAAGCAGCAAGAUCGUGGUCUGUCUGCUUUUUGCAAAAAUACUAAAUGUGCAAGAAACAAAACGCCCAUUGAAGCUCGUAAGGUCAAGUAUUUUGCCACCAUAAGCCUUCGUAAACAGCUCAAUCAUCUUUUGAACAUCCCAAACAUUGCUCAACAUCUUACAUUCAGAGAGACACGCAUGAAGCAUGAAGACACAGGGAUAGAAGAUGUGUACGAUUCUGAGAACUACAAGGCACUACAAGCAACAGGAGUCCUGGGCUGUAAUGACAUCUCAGGCACUUUAAAUACGGAUGGUUGCAAAGCAACCAAAGGUGCUACUAAAGAAACAUUUCCCGUUUUUGUGCGCAUUAAUGAGUUUCCUCCUCAUCUGAGACAGAAGUUCAUGCUAUUUGCUGCUGUCUAUGUGGACAAAGAACAACCACAAAUGGCAACCCUUUUGAAGCCUGUUGUCAAGGAACUCAAUGGCCUUGGAAGAAGAGGAAUUAAGAGACCUAAUGUGACUGGUGAAGAAGUGGAAACAAAACUAGUAGUGUUCUGCUUCUGUGUUGAUGGGAAAGCCCGUGGUCAAAUUUUAAAUAUGGGUACCCAUGCGUCAUUUGAUGGAUGCACAUACUGUUUGAUCCAUGGUGUUUCUUUCAAAGUUGGACUGACAAGUACCAUGCGCUGGCCAGCUCUUGACCACCCUCUUGUACCUGAGUAUUCUGACAGAACUGAUGAUGACAUGAAGGCGUGCAUGGUUUUGGCUGAUAGGUCAGGGCAAGUGGUUAAAGGUCACAAAGGCGGAUCAGCUCUCAUGCUGCUGGACCACAUGGACUUGCGAAAAGGGAACUGUGUGGAUGACCUCCACGUCAUCUAUGAGUGUGCAGCUGCGCACAUCACAGACUUGAUCCUGUCUGAGGCACCUCGGAAAGAUGAAAGGACCAGUGAUGAGCAUCUACUGAACACUAUUGACACAAGAAUGAAAAUGAUAAAGACUCCAUCUAAAAUUUCAAGAAAACCAGGAUCAUGCAGUAUCAGGAAUCGGAAAAAGUUCAAAGGCACACAGUGGAGAGACUGGCUUAUCCACUUUGCUCUGCCCUGUCUCGAGGGGCUUAUAGUAGAUGAGCACAUGCAUCUCAUAGAGAAGUUGUCUAGAGGUGCGUUUUUGCUUUCCCAGGACAUUAUUUUGCCUGAACAUAUUGAAGAAGCUGAGACAUGUUUCCGUGAUUUUCUCAAUUUAAAUGAAGAACUGUAUGGUUUGGAGAAUACAAAAUUAAAUUUGCACACUCUUAGUCAUGCUGCUCGUUGUGUCAAAGAAAAUGGACCAUUGUGGUGCUACUCUACCUUUAAUUUUGAAAGUUGGAACAACAAAAUUAUUAAAAGUGUUAUGUCUCCGGCUGGAGCUGUGCAACAGAUUGUAGUACGCCAUCUUGUGCACUUGGUCUUGUCAGCGGCUGUUUCAUCCAAUGAACAAUUUUCACCUGCUACAAGAGCUCAACUGACCAAGACGCUUCAGAAGAAAGCAAAACUGGUGAAUGUUACCAAGAUGGGUACUGAUGUUUACUUGGCUGGAAGACCUGACACAAGAAGAACUACUCAGUCUGAAAAACAAGCACUGGAAGACAGUGGCUUCUCUAAUGUCAAUAAUGUUCAAGAAUUUGAUAAAAUUCUAAUUAGAAGCACAACAUAUGGUGUUCCUAAAGGUGAAGCCUUGUCUGACAAUAGUGUGCUCUACACUUAUUCUGAUAGGUUCUGUAGUGUUAGUAGUGUUGUGAAGUUUAAGAUUGAGGACGGAAGUGAGAAGUGUGGUUUGUUUGUGUUGUGCCACAGAGUUGGACCUCUGCCUUUCAGUUACGCAAAGCACAUAUCUUUGCUUUGUAAUGACCAAGACCAGCUAACAUUUAUUCCACCUGAAGAUGUGAGAGUGCCUUGUGUUACAUCAAAAGUGUUGGGGAAUACCUAUGUUAGUCCUAUUCCAAAUCCCUUUGAAAUUGACUAGCAUAGAUAUUUAAAUUAGUGUUCUAAGUUCUUUGGUUGCUUCUUUUGAUUGAUUCUUUGAUCCAAUGGUGCUAGUCUAUUACUGAGACUAGUAGUACAAGACUAAUAGUAUGUGUAAAAUUACAUGCAUAUCUUUUCUGGAAUAAAAUUGAUAGGGCCUAGGCUACAAAUAAUCAGAAUUUAGAUAUUUUAUAGUUAGUCUCAAUUGGAUAGUUCAUAAUUGAGUGCUUAACCAAGCUGAAUGUUUUGGUUUCAUUUAAUAAGUCUAACCUUUCUAAUCUUUUAUUAUCUUAAUACUUAAAAU